AUGUGCGACCCUGACUUUAGGAGACGCCGCAACACCGAUGAAAGGGAUGCAUCUUCGUCACCGGUGAUUGAGCAAGCCACGGUGUUGAAGUCCUCAUUAGGCACGGGAGAUGACUUGAUGUGCACAGGAGAGCAGCAGUUUCUCCUACAGACAGCGCGAGCUUGGACAGAGGGUCCACAUGAACGCACAGUUGUCAGGCUUCUCUUGGACGGUGGUAGUCAGCGAACCUUCAUCCAUCGCAACCUAUCCGAAAAGCUGCAGUUAAAAGUGCUGGGAGAAGAUGAACUUAAAAUAUUUGCAUUUGGUGAGCAAUCAGCCAUAACGUGCACAAAAACGCGUCGAGUGGAGCUGUGGCUCAGAAGCCAGUACGACGGAAAAGGGGUGCGAGUGGAAGCGCUGGAAGUUCCUUGCAUCUGUGCAGAUAUCAUGGCUGCUCCAUCAAAUUCUGUUCUGCUUGAACUUUCAAAAUUUCACUUCCAAGUCGCAGACGCCUCGCAGGGCGGCGAAAGUGAAAAUAUUGACCUUUUGAUUGGCGCUGAUCAUUACUGGGAAAUUGUCACGGGAUCCACUAAGCGUCUCAGCUCCAAAUUGAUGGCAGUGGAGACUGUAUUCGGAUGGACAGUCCAGGGCCAGGUCGGCACAAGGAAGUCAACAGGAGUCUGCUCCUCGGCUGCUGGCGUGAUGCGGAUAGGAGUGAGUGAACAAAUUUACAAGGAAAUAUCAGCACAGCUAAAGUCUUUCUGGGAGCUCGAGCACAUCGGUAUCAAGGAACAUGAGCCAGUUCGUCACGAGGACGCAGUCCUUCAGCACUAUAAAGAAACCGUCAACUUUGAGAAUGGCCGUUAUAAGGUGUCGUUCCCUUGGAAUUCGAUGGUUUACGAGCUUGGCGACAACUACGAGUGCGCUGCAAGGCGUCUUAAAGCACAGACAAAGCGCCUCUUGGAGGGAGAUUCGUUGAUUAGGGAAUACGACGCCUGCAUAAGAGACUACAUAGAAAAGGGCUAUGCAGAGCGAGCCAGCAAGGAUUACUGCACGUCGGAAGGUCCGGUGUACUAUAUGCCACAUCAAGCAGUUGUUCGUCGCGAAAGCCAGACGACAAAACUGAGGGUAGUAUUCGAUGCAUCAUCAAGUGCCAAAAAUCGCCUCUCACUGAACAGUGUUUUGGAAAGUGGCCCAAACCUAAACCCAGAGCUCAUUGAUCUGCUGAUCAAUUUCCGCACUUACAACAUUGCCAUCGUUGCGGAUAUUGAAAAGGCCUUUCUCCAAAUAUCCCUCUCAGAGCGCGAUCGGAACGCUGUGCAGUUUCUCUGGUACGCUAUGACGCCAAAGAAAGGGGAAGAGCUUCCAGCUGUGGUGACCUAUCGCAUGACUCGCGUGCCGUUCGGUGUCACGUCGAGCCCAUUUCUCUUGGCUGCAACGCUGCAACAUCAUCUUGAAGGCCUGCCGGAACGGUAUGCAGAAACUGCAGGUAUUCUGCGCAAGCAUCUUUACGUGGACGACCUUGUAACUGGGGUUGACAGCCUUGACAAGGGUAAAGUCUUGUGCCAGGAAUCCAAAGAUAUAUUGUCUCAAGCAGGGAUGCGGCUACACAAGUGGAUGUCGAACGACCGCGAUCUCGUCAACUUCUUAGAGAAUAGCAAUGUGGAGAGAAGGAACGGUGAUGCUGGACAUGCUGCAGCUACAAAGGUAUUGGGAGUGGGUUGGAAUGCUCAGACUGACCACUUUGAAUACAACCUAACUUCACUCAUCGACUUCCUCUCCGCAAGAGCUGACAACAAGAGAUUUGUGCUGCAGGUCUCUGCAAGAAUUUUCGACCCUUUUGGAUUUAUUGCUCCCACAACAUUAUGCGUAAAGGUAAUGUUCCAGAAGUUGUGGGAGUUGGGAAUUGGUUGGGACGAUCCCUUGCCCGAAACAUUGCAGCCUGAGUGGGACUGCUGGUGUAGGGAGCUUCCAUGCAUUGAAGGAGUGUCUAUUCCAAGACUGCUAGCGGCAGACUUUAGAAACGAUCUUACGGAGAAAGUGGUGCAUGUUUUCUGUGACGCAAGCCCGAAGGCCUAUGGUGCUGUCGCAUAUAUCGUGACCAAGUCUCCGUUCGGACUAACAAAUGUCAGCUUGGUCAUGGCUAAAUCAAGAGUGGCCCCUUUGAAACGCCUCUCGCUACCCCGAUUGGAGCUGAUGGGAGCCCUUAUUGGCGCGCGACUAUGCCACUACGUUGCCAAGGCCUUGGAUCUGAAGGGCGUUGCUACCAUCCUCUGGACUGACUCUACAGUAGCUAUGUACUGGAUCAAGGGAAACGCUGCCAGAUGGAAGCCCUUCGUGGCAAAUCGAGUCUCAGAGUUGCAGGCGCUGACAGAUCCCAGGGAUUGGAGACACUGCCCAGGCUCAGACAACCCCGCUGACCUAAUCACCCGCGGCAUUCUCCCAUCGGCCCUGCGGGAAAGCGAACUGUGGUGGAAAGGACCCCGUUGGCUUCAGGAGGAUGACACGUGUUGGCCAACGAUAAGUGAGCCGAGCUCGAAGGUUGGGGAGUGCCAAAUGGAAGAGCGAAAGGUGACGGUGAUGCCCAUAGUAUCAUCGUCAUCCAUGGCAAUUUUCAAUGUUGAGAAUUAUAGUUCAUUCAGCAGAGUCGUGCGAGUAACCGCGUGGGUCCGCCGCUUUGUCGACAACUGCCACAACAAAGAAGGAAGGACGACCGGCCCAUUACGAGCUGAGGAAGUAAUCAGCGCCGAAAGAUACUGGUUGGCUGAAGCUCAAGAAGAUGCGUUCAGCGACGACAUUUCAAACCUGAAGAAUCAAAGACCGCUGCACAAGAGCUCUCCUGUUUUGCCUUUCAACCCGUACUUCGACAAAGAGGGCCUCAUGCGAGUUGGUGGACGCUUGCAAUUCAGUGAUAACAACGAAGAGACUAAGCAUCCCAUCGUUCUCCCUGGCAAGCACCCCCUCACGUCACUGCUCAUAUGGAAGGAACAUUUGAGAAUGCUGCACGCGGGCGUACGGGACACUCUAGCACAGCUGCGAGAAUCGUAUUGGAUUAUUCGAGGACGUCAGGCCGUAAAGAAAAUUAUCAAGCUGUGCCUCGUCUGUCACAAGCAAAGUUGCCCUCCCGCUACGGAGCCAGUAGCACCACUUCCAGCUGACAGAGUGACAAAGGGAAACCCGUUCGACAUCGUUGGCAUCGAUUUUGCAGGGCCCUUGAUUUGUCAACAGUCACGCGACAGCAAAAAAUGCUACAUCGCUAUUUUCACCUGUGCUGUGACACGUGCCGUCCACCUUGAGCUCGUCAGCGACCUGUCGGCUACAGCCUUCCUCUUGGCCUUUAAACGCUUUGUGGCACGUUGUGGAAUUUGCUCGACGGUGUAUUCGGACAACGCGCUCACAUUCAAGCAUGCAGCCAGGGAUCUAAAAGCAAUGUUCAGGCUGUUGCAAGUCGAGGAAUUGCAGUCAUACUUCGCCGGAAACCUGAUCAGAUGGAAGUUUAUUGUUGAACGGGCAGCUUGGUGGGGUGGAUUCUGGGAGCGGAUGGUGCGAUCUGUGAAAGUAGCAUUGCGAAAGGUGUUAGGUCGGAGCAGCUUGAGUUUCGAAGAACUGACCACCGUUCUUUAUGAGGUGGAGGCCGUGAUCAACUCACGCCCUUUGGCUUUCAUAUAUGAUGAUGCUCAAGAGCCAGAACCACUGUCACCGGCUCAUUUCCUUGUCGGAAGAAGGUUGACGACCCUUCCUCCACACCUGCUGCCGGACGAAAUUGCUGGCGGUGGCAUGCAUCUCUCACGACGCUGGAAGUACCGGACUGCCAUGGCCGACAGUUUCUGGAGACGGUGGCGGAAAGAGUACUUAUUGGAGCUCAGAUCGGCACAUAUGUGCCCACCAACGACAUCGAGUGAUCUGAAGAAAGGCGCAUUGGUGCUGCUGAGGGAAGACCGCUUGAAACGCCACAUGUGGAAGACCGCCAGAAUUAAGGAAACAUUGAAGGGUAGAGACGGCAGGGUGCGGUCCUGCAAACUGGUAUUAAGUGGGGGAACUGAGGUGAAGCGACCGAUACAGCUGCUGUAUCCCUUGGAGAUUGUAGAGCAAUGA
Dermacentor albipictus is the source of this 4074-nucleotide messenger RNA. RefSeq lists its product as uncharacterized. The record is from RefSeq and is a predicted model, not a curated record. Gene Ontology annotation, biological process: DNA integration. Lineage: Eukaryota; Metazoa; Arthropoda; Arachnida; Ixodida; Ixodidae. Gene Ontology annotation, molecular function: nucleic acid binding.